AUGGGAGUGUCGGGACUGACACCUUUCCUCCAGAAAACCUGCCCUCAAGUCAUUCAGAAACUCACGAACCGUCUCCAAGGUCUGAGCGGUAAGACUGUAGUCAUAGAUGGGACCCUCAUAACUCAACGCUUUCACUUCGCGCCUAUGCCCCACCCAUACAGGCACGUCCUCGGCUGGUAUCGUCUACUUAAAGAACUAAAGGACAACGGUGUUAACGCCAUAUGUGUAUUUGAUGGUAAAGAACGCAGCUUGGCCAAAAGUGAUGAGAUCGAGCGGAGAAGACAAGUGCGAAGAGUGGACUAUGCCCGUAGUCUGAUUGAGUCAGAACGGCUGCAAAGGCUCCAAAAUCUCACCAAGGUUCUCGAAAACUAUCGCUGUCUAAACCCAAGUAAGCGACAGCACGCUUUCGAGACUCUGAAGACCAUCCUAUCAAAGCCUCAAGACUUGGACGCGUCUCUUGCAGCUGAGCUGGAGUCGAUUGUCUUGUCAACCGGUGGCAGGGAUGUACAACAGUCUGCCGACGAUGACUGGCUGGGACUGUUCGACGAAUCCGAAAUCAAACAAAUCCUGUUGGAGGACAUGGAUGUGCCAUCAUCUCUGCAGGGUCAACCUGCGUGGGAUGUCGAGCCCUUUCAGACACGAAACCCGAGUCAUAUCUCCCAACGGGACCCAGAAGACACUUCCUUUUCUUCGUACGACCAAAACUAUCAGGAAGACAUAUCGUCUUCCCUUGAGGCUCUCUAUCUCAGCUAUCGCCGGAGCACAGCCCGACUAGACGGACUAUCGGCGCCUACGUUUUCUGCCAUCCGCAAAAGCGUGCAGACGGACGACUCGAGCGAUGCCCGCGCCGAGAUCGCCAUGUCGAAAUCACAGCAUCAGCUCACCCUCGCUGAGGGCCAGUUCUGGGAAGGUCUUGUUAAAUCAGGCCUGCCGGCAGAAGGCGAUGAUGCACUGGAAUCGCGCCUUUCGACCAUCGCUAAUAAGAGCAGUGUGAUCGCGGAAUCAUACCUCCGUAGGCGGAAUCCACCAUCGUCUGAAACCUACCAGGAAAGUAAAGCCAUCCUCCAUGCCAUGGGCGUGCCAUGCAUAGAGUCCACUGGCCCCUUUGAAGCGGAGGCAUUAGCAUCAUCGCUCGUCCUACAUGGCCUGGCUGAUUAUGUUGCUAGCGAAGACACGGACGUUCUCGUAUAUGAAGCGGCCUUAAUUCGCAACAUCACAAGUCGUUCAGAACCACUCAUACUCGUCUCUGGUACGGACGUGCGCACGUCGCUCAACCUUGAUCGAGCGAGCUACGUCGACUUUGUCCUUCUGCUCGGCACAGACUUCUCGCAGCGUAUCAAAAACGUGGGCCCCCAGCGUGCCCUCAAGUUUAUUCGCGAGCACGGGUCCAUCGAGCACAUCCUGGAGCACGAAACCCAAUACUCUCCGCGGCAGCCGCCCGAGCUGUACCUCAAACAGGUGCGCCUCGCGCGCAGUGUGUUCGAGACGUUACCGCCUCUGCCAUCACCUGAGCUCCUCCAGCCGGGCGAAUAUAACGACAAAGAAGUCUGUGACGUCCUACGAAGAUACCAGCUUAGUCGGUUCAUGGCGAGCGAUGAUUGGGAUUCUUCGGCCGCUCUCGAAGGCAAUUACUUCUUCGAUAAUCCAGCCGCUGCAUAA
Heterobasidion irregulare TC 32-1 is the source of this 1659-nucleotide messenger RNA. RefSeq lists its product as uncharacterized. Gene Ontology annotation, cellular component: cytoplasm; nucleus. The transcript is spliced from 6 exons. Bases 1 to 1659 code for a protein of 552 amino acids. Gene Ontology annotation, molecular function: DNA binding; 5'-3' exonuclease activity; 5'-flap endonuclease activity. NCBI's taxonomy places the organism in Eukaryota, Fungi, Basidiomycota, Agaricomycetes, Russulales, Bondarzewiaceae. The record is from RefSeq and is a predicted model, not a curated record.